Molecule: messenger RNA, 2085 nt
Organism: Condylura cristata (star-nosed mole)
Lineage: Eukaryota; Metazoa; Chordata; Mammalia; Eulipotyphla; Talpidae
Gene: CHRND
Product: cholinergic receptor, nicotinic, delta (muscle)
Exons: 16
Coding region: 1-2076 (691 amino acids)
Biological process (GO): monoatomic ion transmembrane transport; regulation of membrane potential; chemical synaptic transmission
Cellular component (GO): postsynaptic membrane; neuron projection; synapse
Molecular function (GO): acetylcholine-gated monoatomic cation-selective channel activity; transmembrane signaling receptor activity
Source: RefSeq, a predicted model, not a curated record
AUGCUGCUGGCUGUGCUGCUGCCGCUGUGUCUCCAGGACCUGGGGUUCACCCAUGGGCACCCACUGUACAUGCACCUGCCCCCGGCACCCUGCAAGCUUGACCCGCGGACCUUCCACAAUGACCUGGCCCUGGUGCACCUGUGGACACCCGUGAGCCCCGCGGGGGCCGCGCCCCUGUGUGCCUGCCUCAGGGGUUCCGGGAGCCCCCCCACCGGCGCCGUGCGCUGGGGGCACUCUUCGGAGACGGGCCUGGAGAGGAGACUGAGGGGGGCCCGGGUGCUGCUGCUCAGCGCUGACAGCUGUCCCGCCAAAGGCCCCCCGGGACAGGCAUAUUUCCUCUCUGCGCCCCCUCUUCCCCCUUCUACUUGGAAUAAGCCUCCUCCAGAGGAGGGCUUGCGGGCCAAGGGCCCAGAGCAGGGGGCCCUGCGCUUCCUCCAGCCCCCGCGGCCUCCUAACCCGGCGUCCCCCCAGGAUACCCAGCUGCCGGCGUCAAGUCCCAGCAAAGGAGACUUGAGCCCAGCCGGGACGCUAACGGCUGCCUGCGGGGGGCCGAAACUGGCCACCCUCCUGGACAGCCAGGCCUGGGUCCUGCAGGCCCUGGCUGACCGCGGCUCCGAGACGCUGACGGCUUUUCCCAGCCCGGUGCCGGCCGGCGGUCUUCGGCAGCUGGUGGGCCUGGAGCCAGCUGCCCGCCUAGUCAGCGCCCCCAGGGUGCAGCAGGGGGCAGCAGCAGGGCCCGCUGCUGACCGGUGCUGGGGCUUCCAGGGCUGGACAGACCCCCGGCUGCAGUGGAACAUGGAAGACUUCGGCAACAUCAGCGUCCUGCGCCUGCCGCCUGACAUGCUGUGGCUCCCAGAGAUCGUGCUGGAGAACAACAACGACGGCUCCUUCCAGAUCUCCUACUCCUGCAACGUGCUCGUCUACCCCUCGGGCUAUGUGUACUGGCUGCCGCCCGCCAUCUUCCGCUCCUCCUGCCCCAUCUCCGUCACCUACUUCCCCUUCGACUGGCAGAACUGCUCGCUCAAGUUCAGUUCGCUCAAGUACACGGCCAAGGAGAUCACCCUGAGCCUGAAGCAGGAGGAAGAGAACGGCCGCUCCUACCCCGUGGAGUGGAUCAUCAUAGACCCCGAGGGCUUCACAGAGAACGGGGAGUGGGAGAUCGUGCACCGGCCGGCCCGGGUCAACAUGGACCCCAGCGUCCCGCGGGACAGCCCCGGACAGCAGGAUGUCACCUUCUACCUCAUCAUCCGCCGCAAGCCCCUCUUCUACGUCAUCAACAUCCUGGUGCCCUGCGUGCUCAUCUCCUUCAUGGUCAACCUGGUCUUCUACCUGCCGGCCGACAGUGGUGAGAAGACGUCAGUGGCCAUCUCAGUGCUCCUGGCCCAGUCCGUCUUCCUGCUGCUCAUCUCCAAGCGGCUGCCCCCUACGUCCAUGGCCAUCCCCCUGAUUGGCAAGUUCCUGCUCUUCGGCAUGGUGCUGGUGACCAUGGUCGUGGUGAUCUGUGUCAUCGUGCUCAACAUCCACUUCCGCACACCCAGCACCCACGUGCUGUCCGAGGGGGUCAAGAAGCUCUUCCUGGAGACCCUGCCCAGGCUGCUGUACAUGUCCCGCCCGGCGCAGGACGGGCCCAGCCCCGGGGCCUUGGUCCGCCGGACCAGCUCCCUGGGCUACAUCUCCAAGGCCGAAGAGUACUUCUCUCUCAAGUCCCGAAGCGACCUCAUGUUCGAGAAGCAGUCAGAGCGGCACGGGCUGGCCCGGCGCCUCACCAGCGCACGCCGGCCCCCGGCAGCCUCGGAGCAGGCCCAGCAGGACCUCCUCAGCGAGAUGAAGCCGGCCGUGGACGGGGCCAACUUCAUCAUCAGCCACAUGCGGGACCAGAACAACUACAACGAGGAGAAGGACUGCUGGAACCUGGUGGCCCGCACGGUGGACCGACUCUGCCUGUUUGUGGUCACACCUGUCAUGGUGGUGGGCACAGCCUGGAUCUUCCUGCAGGGAGCCUACAACCAGCCUCCCCCUCAGCCUUUCCCCGGGGACCCCUUCUCCUACCAAGAGCAGGACAGGCGCUUCAUCUAGGUGGGUCUG